Dermacentor andersoni is the source of this 827-nucleotide messenger RNA. Lineage: Eukaryota; Metazoa; Arthropoda; Arachnida; Ixodida; Ixodidae. The record is from RefSeq and is a predicted model, not a curated record.
UUUCACGUCUUGGCUUGAGCGCCAAAAUCCGUGAAUGCGCAUCCAGACGCUUGGACGGUGGAGAAAACGGUGGCUACUGCCCAAGACCUUGGAGCUUUCCAGCACAGCAGGUUAAACUUUCGUGCAAGUAUAUAAGGCACCCAUCGAGACUGCCGGACACAACAGCCCCUUCAGGUUGACGAGACGAACAGUAGCAUGGCUUUCAGCAAAGUGGUCUUCUUCUUGGCAGCUCUGCUGGCCGCCUCGGUCUGCAUGAGCUACGCGCUCGAAGAUGUCGAAGAGCGUCAGGGCGGUGGAGGACUAGGAGGUCGCGGUAGCUACGGCGGCGGCAACUAUGGCAGCUCCGGCAGUGGUCGUCAUGGCAGCUCUGGCAGUAGUCUCCGCGGAGGAAACCACGGAGGAAGCCACGGAGGAAGCCAAGGGGGCCUUGGUGGUAGCAGCGGGGGCCUUGGUGGACGCGAUGGCUACGGUAGUGAGCAUGGCUCUGGCGGCAGCGGGGGCCAUGGUGGCCUCAGCGGCCAUGGCGGAAGUAGUGGAGGUCGCCUCGGUGGCCUUGGCGGAGGUAGCCGAGGUGGUAGUCGGGGGGGACGCUACUGAGCAGGAUGACGAUUCAUUUACGCUGGCUCUGGGCACCUGCAAGACUGCACCGUUCCUGGCCAAAGUGACUGGAUGGUGCCUCAUCUCGUGACCGGCCCUUGCUUAUUUGAUGUGCACUCUGCUGUACCAGAGACUGAGACCAACUUCCUUUGGACAUUAAUGCUGUGAUCCUUUUGCCUACGUCCAAUUUUUAUGGGUUAUUUUCAGGCAUUAAAAACACCGUUGUCAAA